AAGUUGCUAACUUUAAAUUUUCACAUUUCACAGCUAUCAGAGGACGCAAAGGGCGUAUGUACAAACAAUGCAACUUCACAUUACUUUUUAGGUUAUGUAAAGGAUAUUCCUUGAGUAUAAAUUAGUUAGAAAUUCUCCAUUCUCAAUUAAAUAACAAAUAUUAAGCAAUCUUAACAUGACAUUGAUUGACUUAACAAGUGGAGAACCACUUAAAGAAUUUAAGAAGUUUUCUACUUUGAAUAGUAAAAUUCCAAAAACACAGAAAGAUACUGGAAUUAGAAUUAAAUGGUUGGUUGAUUCAUCUGAAUUAAUUACUGAUGAAAUUAAACAAGCUACUGAAAUAGUUCAAAAUAUUCAAGAUAGAGGUCAGUACUUUAAGAGAGACAAGAAUGUUAUUGGUGUUCUUGUUCAAUCUGGUGAUGAACCAUGUGCAUUUGCUGGUUGGUACGGACCUGAUCAUGUAGGUGCGUGGAAUGUUUACGGAGAUCAACCGAAGAAUACUCAACAAACUUAUUAUUUGGGAGAUGCAGAAACACUCUUUGUUGGCUUGUUUUAGGUGAAUUAGGUAUAGCUAAUAUUUGUCCGAAAUCCACUUCCGAGGGUACGAUGUAUUACUUACGACCGAGACCCAUUGAUUAGUGAUGCACAUAUAGUAGAACAGAAGUAUAGUAUAGCAGCAUAGCAAUAUAGUAGUACAGUCUAGGAGUAUAUAAGUAUAAAUAUAGAAGAAUUAGUAUACAUUUAUAGCAUUUACUUAUAGUAUAGAUUAUAGUGGUACCGAGUCAGUAUCUGACUCUCAGUAAUUGCUUAGUGAAAAACUCGCACUAAUUAUUCACUAUCACUAUAACUGCCACUAUC
This is a messenger RNA of Scheffersomyces amazonensis, 858 nucleotides long. RefSeq lists its product as uncharacterized. Bases 176 to 556 code for a protein of 126 amino acids. The transcript has a single exon. The record is from RefSeq and is a predicted model, not a curated record. Lineage: Eukaryota; Fungi; Ascomycota; Pichiomycetes; Serinales; Debaryomycetaceae.